This is a messenger RNA of Metopolophium dirhodum (rose-grain aphid), 1491 nucleotides long. Its product is annotated as collagen alpha-3(IV) chain-like. The annotation marks the transcript as partial. The record is from RefSeq and is a predicted model, not a curated record. The transcript is spliced from 3 exons. NCBI's taxonomy places the organism in Eukaryota, Metazoa, Arthropoda, Insecta, Hemiptera, Aphididae.
AUGCGAAACGGCACGUGCGUAGCGGUAGUCGCCGACUCGGCCGACGCGGCAAUGACGGGCGAUCGUAGACCUAACCUAACGGGGUCUUCUUUCCCCGCUGAUUUUUUUAAGCCCGUCCAUGAUCCGGGACCAACUCUCAUCCAAUCCGAACCUCAUCACGGACCUCCGGGCGACCCAACCGUGUCCUACGGCACCCGCGGUGAACGGUCCACGGUCCCCGGUGAACCUACGCCCCGGGAGAAUUUUCACUGUCCCUAUCUCAAACUUCGGCCCGGGCAACACGGACCUCCGGGCGACCCAACCGUGUCCUACGGCACCCGCGGUGAACGGUCCACGGUCCCCGGUGAACCUACGCCCCGGGAGAAUUUUCACUGUCCCUAUCUCAAACUUCGGCCCGGGCAACACGGACCUCCGGGCGACCCAACCGUGUCCUACGGCACCCGCGGUGAACGGUCCACGGUCCCCGGUGAACCUACGCCCCGGGAGAAUUUUCACUGUCCCUAUCUCAAACUUCGGCCCGGGCAACACGGACCUCCGGGCGACCCAACCGUGUCCUACGGCACCCGCGGUGAACGGUCCACGGUCCCCGGUGAACCUACGCCCCGGGAGAAUUUUCACUGUCCCUAUCUCAAACUUCGGCCCGGGCAACACGGACCUCCGGGCGACCCAACCGUGUCCUACGGCACCCGCGGUGAACGGUCCACGGUCCCCGGUGAACCUACGCCCCGGGAGAAUUUUCACUGUCCCUAUCUCAUUCAUUAUUUACCUAAAAGGGGCGAUCGUAGACCUAACCUAACGGGGUCUUCUUUCCCCGCUGAUUUUUUUAAGCCCGUCCAUGAUCCGGGACCAACUCUCAUCCAAUCCGAACCUCAUCACGGACCUCCGGGCGACCCAACCGUGUCCUACGGCACCCGCGGUGAACGGUCCACGGUCCCCGGUGAACCUACGCCCCGGGAGAAUUUUCACUGUCCCUAUCUCAAACUUCGGCCCGGGCAACACGGACCUCCGGGCGACCCAACCGUGUCCUACGGCACCCGCGGUGAACGGUCCACGGUCCCCGGUGAACCUACGCCCCGGGAGAAUUUUCACUGUCCCUAUCUCAAACUUCGGCCCGGGCAACACGGACCUCCGGGCGACCCAACCGUGUCCUACGGCACCCGCGGUGAACGGUCCACGGUCCCCGGUGAACCUACGCCCCGGGAGAAUUUUCACUGUCCCUAUCUCAAACUUCGGCCCGGGCAACACGGACCUCCGGGCGACCCAACCGUGUCCUACGGCACCCGCGGUGAACGGUCCACGGUCCCCGGUGAACCUACGCCCCGGGAGAAUUUUCACUGUCCCUAUCUCAAACUUCGGCCCGGGCAACACGGACCUCCGGGCGACCCAACCGUGUCCUACGGCACCCGCGGUGAACGGUCCACGGUCCCCGGUGAACCUACGCCCCGGGAGAAUUUUCACUGUCCCUAUCUCAUUCAUUAUUUACCUAAAAGG